Molecule: messenger RNA, 10529 nt
Organism: Formica exsecta
Lineage: Eukaryota; Metazoa; Arthropoda; Insecta; Hymenoptera; Formicidae
Gene: Mhcl
Product: unconventional myosin-XVIIIa
Exons: 26
Coding region: 3143-9364 (2073 amino acids)
Cellular component (GO): myosin complex
Molecular function (GO): cytoskeletal motor activity; protein binding; ATP binding
Source: RefSeq, a predicted model, not a curated record
UUAUACAUAUACGCAGUAUAGACGUAAAAUAAUAUUUUUCAAAAAUAACAUUAUCAACAGAAUAGCUUUAUACGUUCCGACAAAAACUGUUAUGUUAUUAGUUUUUUGUUUUUUUUUUUUUUUAGAAAAUGCACUAUACAAUUAAGCUACUAAUUACUUAAUUCUUUCAUCGAUUUUAUAUAUUUAAUUAUUAUCAAGUCACAUUGUUAUACUGUAUCCAUCGAAGCACAUUGAGGUAUCAAUUGCUUAUUCUUUCCUUCCAUCAGAACUCAUGUCUAUCUGAUUUUCCAACCGACUGAUGGUGAAAUCACUUCCUUUUCUCAGAAAACGGCCAGAGACGAAGUCAAAGACCUGGUCUGCUUUAGAAGAUGCCGCUAAAGCCGUGCUCGGCCAGCGGAUCGAAAGGUCUAAAGACCGCGCACGCAUGCGCGGAUACGAGAGUAUAGCUGUCUGGAAAAUGAUGGUGCUGGCUAAACAGACCGUUGUCUGGUCAAAGGCGCUAGCAGUCGCCACCGGCCCCGCUCCCAAUCCACGCUGCCAUGACAGUCCUUCUCCGUGUCGCGGUGAGUGCACCGAGUACCAACGCGUUUAAAGAGCGCCGCUGCUGAACACUCGGCUGAUGCACUUAUCGGCGUUGCACUGCGAGAAGGUCGACCGAGAUCCAAUCUUGGCUUGUGGUUCGUUAAAGUGCUGGAGUUGCGGCGAACCAGCUCUCGCGCGGGUCGAUCAGGUCGACCAGGCGAGGCCGUCCUGGGUGUGCUGAUCAUCACUAUCAUCAUCAGCGGGAGUCUCGCGAAGCGCGAGCGUGCGUCGUGGAUAUCCGUGUGUGAAGUGGCGGUGGGGUUGUUGAUGUAAUGCGUGUCCCGGAAUCCCGCACGCAUGCAUGCACGCACGUCUGGCUCGCUGUCAGUUUCGGAACAAUAAAUACUAGUCCGUGUCAAGAUACAACGGGCAGCCACGCUUCUCCUAGAUUUGGACGAUCGAUGCGCCUCGUCGAACCCCGUAGGUAGGUAGGACGCCUUCUCCGAGACUAGGACCUACCUACCUCUUGAGCGUAAAAUAAAAACGCCGCACGCGCUUUUCGUAGCAAAGCGUAAAGUGCAGCGAGCAUCGAUCGCUGCAAGAUAUUUCGAAUAACUCGUUGGAAAGGUCGCAUGACUUGAGAAAUUCGCCGGUAUUCGCGUGUAGUUUCUAUCGAAAAAAAAUUCGAGGCUUUUAAUAAAAUCCUGCUAAAUUUCUACAGAGCUUUCAGGAUUCAAAGCUUAUUGAGAUUCAGAUUUUUUUCUAGCGGUUCAUUGAAUAAAUCUAAAACCCUUUCCUUAUACAAAAUAAUUGUCUGAUAAUAGUAAAACUUUUAUUGUUCUUUAUUCAUUCCUUUUGCAGCGUACUCGAAUCGGAGUGAAUCGAUGCGUUGAUCGCGAUCGCGAGAUUUUCGGAGCAGUCCGCGUGCUCCGAAAAAUACGCCGGCAACGAGCGCGCUGUACACGAAUCAGUGUACGAAUGAUCGAUCGAUACGUCCGUGGAUUCGCCGGCGUAGACCAACGGGAUUUUCCGAGCCGCCCUUGAACGAAGAAUAUGGAAUAAGGUGUGGUGGAAAACGAGCCUGCCGUUUACACCCCGCGGAGCGAAUAACGCCGGUGUUGCGAACGUCACACGCGAUAAUAAAGAAUAUUACGUGCAUAGAUAUUUAUUUUAUUGCCAACGUGUCGUACGCAUUUCCAUGUGGAUAGUUUAAUGAUGUAAGAUCGUUUGCAUAAUGCACACUUCCGCAUGUUUCGAUUACAUUUAAAUUAUCUUCUCUUCUGGUACACGUACGAGAAAGUGUGUAUAAGAACAUAUAAUUAAAAUGUGACUGGAAUGUAUGUCUUUACGUUAGUAAUAGUUAAUUGUCACCUUUCUAAUUUUCUACGCUCUCGUAGGUUUCAGGAUCCAGUUAUGACUUCUUAAUCGCUUUCCGCGAGGUCAUGCAAAUGUGAAUGAUGGGAAUAUGAAGGCUCACUCGAUGCAUCGCAUUCUACGUAAUAUCUAUCAUAUAUGAGAAAAAAUGCAGCCUUUUCUAAUUGAAUCGCAAUUAGAUAACUAAUUAUUCAAUUUUAUUUCUAAUACGCAAUAACGAACGCGCACGUCGAUAAUCGCCGAGGUAAUUGGUCGGAUAAUGCACUAUUCGACAACUUUCUUAUUUCGCUGACUCUGCGACAACAAAAACGUGAACAGUGCGUAUUAGCGGGUUUCGCGAGCAAUAAAAAGAGAAAGAAAGAGAGAAAAAGCCUCCUUUGCACCAAACAACGAUUGCGUUAUCGCCGCUUCUCCCGCCGGUGUGUUAACGAACGAGAGAGUUCGCCGCCGCCCCGUUUCCGCAUACCUCGCAGUCUCGAAUGCUAGAAGCAUCCAGUCAUGAAGAAGCAGUUUGGUUCACACCCUUGCGUACAUUCGGGCGAUCUUCGGUCGAGAGACCGGUACGCAUUAAUUAUAUCAAGGGAAUACGAUGUCGAUGACAGAGAGAGGCUUUAUAUUCGUACCAAGUGCAUCACUGAAACUUGCACCGCGUGAAUCUUUAAUCUUGAUCGCGCGAAUCACCGUUCAAAAAUGCAAUGAUUUUUGUAAAUGACGAGUUUUCUCCGAUGAAUUCCAGGUGACGAUCCUGAGAGUAACUCGAUGAACGUCGCGCCAUUGCCGGUCGAUAGGGUGCACCGAUACGCUUCGGAGCGAGCCGGAGCGUUGGUGGAAGCUUUCUCGGAUGCAGGACCGAGCUUAUCGCGGAACGAAUCGUGACAAACGGCCGCUUCUUUUCGGAUCAUUGUAAGUGUCGGGCAUCGCGGCAGCGGUGACGAGGCGAUGUUCGCGAUUUGACGCGCCACGUACGGCCAAUAACGUCGAUAGCUCAAUCGCGAAUCACGACUCACGAUACACGUUCGCCGGUUGUUUCCACGGACGGUACUGUGAUCACACACAUAUACACACACUGUGAUAUAUACGUAAUACAUACAUGUAUAUAUGCUACGAGGUGCGAGAAAUCGAGACUGUCCGCGAUUGCGUCGCGUAAGGUCGCACGUCAAGCACGUUCAAGCAAUCGAGAAACGAGAUAUCUCGUAUGUUAUCUCUUUCUCGCGUUCGGUUUGGGGACGUUUAACGAGUGAGGAAGAUGUUUAACUUUAUGAAGAAGACCGCGGAGAAAGACGACAAGGAGAAGCGGAAGCGCGAGAAGAAGGAACGGAAGGAUGUCAAGAAACGCGAUCGCAGCAGCAUGUCCGCGGAGGAGCUCCUGCGAUUGGACGAGGUCCGUAGAUCACUGAAGAUUCCCGGUCGCCGGAAGGAGAAAGAGAAGCUACCGAGCGGUAUCACAGCGGAUUACAGCGCGUCGUUUUUCGCGCAUCUGGACCGCGAUCUUUUGGACGCCACGCAGAAUGCAGACUCGGGUCCAGGCUCGACGAUCAGCGCCGGUACCAGUAGUUGGUCUAGCGUGAGAACACCCGACGGUUUGAUGCAGAGCGACUCGUCGGAAGCGUCUCUCACCUCACUAACGAUGACCACAACCACAUCGUCGACGACGAUGAGUCAUGCGGGUGGCAAGAAUUUGCCGCCAUUGCCGCCGAAGCCGCCCAAGCGAGGGAUCCUCAAGGGGCCUCGAUUGAGCAUCAACAGCGGCGUCGUGAGCGUUCUUUCGGAGGAGAACGCGUUGCCGAACGGCACCGAGACGAGUUACCAGGAAGCCAGCAAUCUGCUAGUGAGGAACACCCUUCAGAAUGAGGUGAUAGCCUAUCAAAAUGUGCCGACGCAUUUCAACAGCGUCCUGAACAAAGACGAGGCCUGCAGCGAGGAGGAGACGGUGUGUCAGACCACGUGGCGCGUGGCCUCUACGCCGCAACAGACCGUUCAGCAACAGCAGCAGCAUCAUCAAAUCGACGCCAAACUGUUGCAGGUUGUCACUAGUGCUAGUCCAUCCGCGGAUUCCUUGACGGACACGACAAACUCGAGUUUUGCCACGCCGCCAUUUAGCCUGUCGCCCGUCGGCGAGUCCCAGGGUUUCUCGAGGUGGCGCUCGUCUGUCUCUUUCGAGGAGCAGGGGAUCGAGCUGCAGCUGCCAGAGCUCGUGCCGCUCGAGUUACCCGAACCAAGGGAACUCACCAUUCAGAGGCAGCCACCGCCGCGAAACGAUUUCGGCUUUUCCCUUCGUCGCGCGGUGAUCGUCGAACGUGCGGCAAACGGCGUUACGCAGAUGAGACCGGUAAUCUUCGCCGAACCCGGCGCUCUGGUCCAGCAUAACAAUGACACGGGUCUAUUGCCCGGUGACAGGCUGAUCGAGGUCAAUGGGAUUAACGUCGACGACAAAUCCCGCGAGGAGAUUAUCGAUCUCAUCAAGAGCUCCGCCAGCAGCGUCACUGUGAAGGUGCAGCCAGUCGGCGAGCUGUCGGAGUUAUCGAGACGCGGCGGCUGUGACGGACGUCAAGUCGAAUUGGCGCCUGCAAAUAUCCGCGGCGGCACGCUUCGUCGAUCCGGCAGUUUGCGGUUUCAUCAGAAUACAGCGCGAUCGGAGGAACAUUUGGCACUAGAACAAGCAUGGCUAGCUUCCGAGAAGAUCUGGUUAUUGCACCGCGGAGGUUUCACUCCCGCAACAAGGUUCGGUUCCGCCGAUCCCGACACAGGAAAGCUGAGAAUCCGAUUGACCAUUUCUGGAGAGGAGUUGCUCGUGGACGAGGAAGAUGUAGAGAAGGCUAAUCCACCCCAGUUUGAUAAAGCCGAGGAGCUUUCCCAGUUGCGGUUCCUGAGUGAAUCGUCCGUUCUCCAUACAUUGAGACAACGUUACGCCAGUAAUUUGAUACACACGUAUGCGGGAGACAGCAUGAUUGUUAUUAAUCCGGUUGCACCAUUGGCAAUUUAUUCGGAAAAGGUCGCGCACAUGUUCCGAGGUUGCAAAAGCGAGGACAUGCCACCACAUAUUUAUGCGAUAGCGCAGUCGGCUUACCGAGGAAUGCUGGCGACGCGUAGGGACCAUUCCCUGGUUUUCCUCGGACGUAGCGGAGCGGGGAAAACUACGAACUUCAAACACGCUCUUCAUUAUCUCGUACUGGCUGCUGGCACGGUUAACAAGAUCUUGACGAUCGAGAAGCUAAACGCGCUCUUCACGGUCCUCGAGGCCUUUGGAAAUAGUAGAACGCAUAUGAAUUCGAACGCGACGCGUUUCACGCAGCUCUUCAGCCUUGACUUCGAUCAGUCGGGUCAAAUCGCCUCGGCCUCUCUGCAAGUGCUGUUACUGGAGAAGUCGAGGAUAGGCCGACGAGCUAACGGGGAUCCGACCUUUCAUGCCGUUUACCGUCUGCUGGCGGGCGCGGAGGGUGCAUUGAGGAAAGAAUUACAUCUUACAAAUCUAGUCGCCGAGAAUAAUCCCUUUGUCACGCCGCUGCAGAAGCACGAGGAUAAGCAGCGAGCUAUGGUCGAGUUUAACCGCAUCGUCGCCGCGCUCAGGAUACUCGGCAUCUCCGAGGCCGACGAGAAGGUCAUCUGGCUGGUGCUGGCCGGCAUUUAUCACUUGAGCUGUGCCGGCGCCGUGAAGGCCGGUACUAGUUCGCAGAGCAGGUGGCAAUUCGCCAGAGUUGAAUGCGCGGAGAAAGCCGCCAAUCUGCUGGGCACCACCGUCGAGGAGUUGAGCCGAAUGGUCUUCUCGUCUAAUGGAGGUGGCGCCGGAACACCAAGCACUCCGAGACCAGCUCUAAGAACACCCAGCCCGACGGAGCAGGGCAAGGACGUCACGGGACUCGAUGCGCUGGAGGGACUUUUGGUCGGACUCUAUUCCGAGGUCUUCCACUGCGUCGCGGCUCUCAUUAACAAAUCCAUAUCAUCCGCUGUACAUACAGUUUCAUCUGUGCUGCUGUGUGAUUCGCCAGGUUUUCAAAACCCUGCUUCGUGCGGCCGGCAAACCGGUGCAACUUUCGAGGAUCUUUGCCACAAUUAUCUGCAGGAGCGUCUGCAGUUACUGUUUCACCAUACUACGUUGAUAGCUCCGAAGGAUAGAUACGUCCAGGAGAGCAUUGAUGUAGAUUACGAGGACGAUUACGACGAGGACGGCAUCGGAUCACCUCAAGGUUUAGUUUCUCUUCUGGAUCGCGGAAGCUCGCAAAGCGCGACGAUGUUGCGAACUAGUCAAAGCGAUCUUAGCGGCAGCAGGCAGAUGGAACGGAAAGGAUUACUCUGGCUGCUGGACGAGGAGACUGUGUGUCCUGGAGGUAGCGACGAAACCUUCUUGGAUCGUCUAUUCUCUCAUUACGGAGAUCGAGAUUACCAAACGCUUUUACGAAAAGCGCCGGGCAACAAUCAAUUCGUUUUGCAACACUUGUUGGGAACAAAUCCCGUGCUUUAUACUGCCACCGGCUGGCUUAAGGCCACGCGCGAAAAUACCGUUUCUAAGAGUGCCAUUACGAUACUUCAAGAAAGCACACGAGAACACGUAAGCAAGCUGUUUGUAAGUGCCCGGGGCGCCGGUGUUUCCGGCGCUCUAUGCAGUUCCAUGCCGGGACUCGAAGGCUCACAAUCCUUGAGACGCGCCUCGAGCAUACGAAGAACGUUCACGGCCGUGAAAAGGAAGAACAUUUGCCUGCAAGUGAAAUUCACUGUAGACGGUCUCGUGGAAACAUUACGGAGAACACGCGUGAAGUUUGUGCAUUGUCUUUUACCUCAGCACAAUGCUGGUUGUACCGACAAUAAAAGCCUUCUCUCCGUGAAAUCGAAUCAGAGCGAGGACAGCGUCAUUAAUGUGCCUCUUCUACGAUCGCAGAUACGCGGAAGCCAGAUAAUAGACGCUAUUCGUCUACACAAAGUUGGAUUCCCGAAGCAUAUGGCCCUAGGUGAGUUUAGACGUCGAUUCGGACUACUAUCGAGCGACGUGAACGCUCGUCCCGGAAGUCCUGUCACCGAUGAACGUCGCGCCGUCGAAGACAUGCUGCUCACCGUCGAUGUCGAUCCCGCAUCCUAUCGAGUUGGUCAAAGCCAGAUAUUCUUCAGAUCGGGCACCUUGGAACGAUUGGAGGCUCAGAGGGACGAGAAACUCACGGGCCACAUCAUUCUACUGCAGGCGAGAUGCAGAGGCUAUCUAGCGCGGCGCAGACUCAAUACUUUGAAAUUGCAAGAUCUCGCAGUGCGCUGCAUCCAAAGGAACGUGAGGAAGCUAAUGUCCGUGCGAGAAUGGCCUUGGUGGAGAUUGUACGUGAAAGUUGCGCCCUUGUUGAACGUUCAUCGGACCGAAGAUCAGCUGAAGGCGCGAACGGAAGAGCUCGAGCUUCUCAAGGCAAAAGUGGAGCGCUUGGAGCAGGAACGUAAUCAUCUGAAACACGACAAUGACAAAUUAGAGGCGAAGCUGAGCGAGAUGACCGCAGACUUUGCCGAAGAGCACUCUACGUCGACAUUAGCGGCGGAGAGAAUCGAUGCCGAGACAUCGGAGCGUCUGCGACUCGAGCGGGAGUUGCAAGAUGUAACCGAGGCUAAUAAGAAUCUUCAGCAAACGACCGAACGGCUGGAGAUGGAAUUGUUAUACGCGAGGGCUGCCGAUUUGAACGGGGUAGCUUCCGAUGGUGAGGAGGGCGAGGACAGCGGUGUUUACAGGCAACGGUACGAAAAUGCCAUCCGGGAACUUGAGUUCACGAAGAGGAAAAUGGCACAGCAGCACGAGGACGAUCUGGAGCAGCUGGUGGGACUCAAGAAACAGUUGGAGAAGAAGUUGGCCGAUGCUUACGAAGAGGUGGAGGAGCAACGACAAGUCGUCGGACAGUGGAAACGACGAGUUCAAAAAUUGAACGGUGAGAUGCACGAUCUCAGAUUGCUGUUGGAAGAACAGACCGCUAGGAAUAACCUCCUCGAGAAGAAGCAGCGCAAGUUUGAUUCGGAAACUCAGAACUUGAUGAACGACCUUAGACAAGAGAAAGCACAGCGUGAAAGAUUAGCGAGAGAAAAGGAGAUUGCGAUCGCGGAAAAAUUCACAGUGGAGCAAAAUCUCAGCGACGCAAGACUAGAGAUUGAACUAAAGGAGGAGAGACUUCGCACAUUGACCCAAGAAUUGGAGGAGCUCACUUUCGGUGGCAAAACGGAAGAGGAAGUCGCGCAGCUGAAGAAAGCGAAACACGAGCUGGAGAAACGCGCCAAGGAUCAAGAAGAGGAGCUGGACGAUUUAGCUGGCCAGGUGCAGCUGCUCGAACAGGCGAAACUCAGAUUGGAGAUGAGCAUCGAACAGCAGCGCAAGGAGAUGCGUAAGGAGAUGCAACUGCGCGACGAGGAACUGGAAGACGUUCGCGGAAGCGCUCACAAGAAAGUUAAGGCCCUCGAAUCACAGUUGGAAAACGAGCACGAGGAGAGGACGAUCCUUUUGAGGGAAAAACACGAAUUGGAACGUCGUUUGGUAGCUCUGGAGGAACAAGAUCGAGCCGAUCGCGCGGCGGAGGCCGAGACUAUGCAGAGAUUGAAAAGAGACUUGAAGAGGACAAAGGCCUUACUCAGAGAUGCGCAGACGAUGCUUGAGAGAUCCAAAGGCGAUUCGACGGGCAAAGCCGCGCUGCGUCAAUUGAAGAAUCAAUUGGAAGACGCGGAAUGCGCUCGAGCAGCGGCGAUUAAAGCGAAACAGGCGUUAGAACAGGAACUGAAUGAAACGCAAGCGAGUCUAGAGGAGGCUAUGCGACAACGUUCUGAGGCAGAGGAGCGGGCUAAUGCGGCCAAUCGCGAACGCACGGAGCUGCUGUCCCAGUUAGAGGAAAACGAAGAGGAGCUUGCUGAGGUCUUAAAAAAAUAUCGAGCCGCCGUGCAACAAGUUUCCGCGGAGCAAAGCCAAUUGCAAGAAGCACAAGUGCAAAUCGCCGCACUCGAGGCAGAAAAGUCAUCGUUGAAGGACCAACUAGCGGAACUGGCGCAACGAUUAGAAUCAGUGGAGCAACUCGGCGAUCCUACGGCAAACAGUCUUGCCACAAGACGCCUGGAAUUCCGAGCCAAAGAGCUCGAGAGCAAGCUAGAACUGGAACAAACCACAAGAGCGCGUUUGGAGACGCAAAUAGCACGAUUGAAGGAGAGCGUAGAUAAGUUACAGACGGAAUCAGCCUUACUUAGAACGAAAGAACAGACUGCUCAAGACGCGGCGAGACGACUGCAACGAUCCUUGCGCGACGCGCGCGACGAAGCCAGCGCGGCAAUAUCGCGCGAACAGGAGGCCCUACGUGCUCGUCGCGACACAGAGAAAUCUUUGGAAGCCGCAGAGGCUGAGACCAAAGUGGCUAGAGACGAUCUCAGAUUGGCGCUACAGAGGAUCGACGACUUGCAGAGCGCAAUUCAAGGUGAACUCGACUUGGACUGCAGCGAGGAAGCCACCAGCGAGAAUAGUGAUAGUGAUUGAUCCGAGCCGUUAUCGGACCUCGGGUCCGAUCAAAACGACGAAAACACGACUGAAACAGGAUCAAUGGACCAGGUAAUGGAUGGACUUUCGCAUACCGAGACGUCGAGUAAAACGUAAACCCGCCCGUAUUUAGCGUAUACGACCGAAACUAACAUGAAAGUGACAAACUAGAAUCAUAGUCCGGAGAGACGAAAGACUGGUUAGGUGAAGUGUUUACGAAGGGCGGUGAUAGCUCGAAAUCGCGAUGAACUUUAAUCGUGCUGCUUGAACGAUGCUACUGAGGAAGUUAGCAUCCUGUUUUCGCUAUCAUAGAGAAUAAAACUACCGUGAGAGCGAAUCAAACUAGCGCGGAGGCUAGUCGUUUAAUGACGGAAUCAAACUUACGAAUUAAAGUUCGAGCUGUGGAUCAAGCUAAAAUCACUAAGCUAAUCAACUGUGUGUGACCACACACUAUCUUUGUGCGAGCGAUGAUGAACUUUUUAGGUGCUAACUAUGUAUAAUUCUCAGAAAAAGAAUCUCGAUGUCGUGGCUAACUUUGCACGUCGCACCUGAUCGUGCGUCUGCGGUGCUAUUAUCUUGUCCGUUUUUCUUCUCUUUUUUUUUCUUAAACCGUCGAUAACAACGACAUCGUCCUUUUCCAGUCUUCCAUUAAAAUUCGAGCCAUUUCUUCAUAAACGCGAGUGCGAAUAUUGAUGAAAUUGCGCGCAUUCUGCCGAACAAAAGUCGAAAUACAUCCGAGAGGAAAAGCAUUUUUAAUACAGAUAUAAAGAAAACUUUAUAUCUUUUUAUUAGAUAUAUAUAAAUAAGUAUCUUGCAAUGAAUUUUGCGAAGCAAUAGAUUAAAACUUUCUUGGUUUUAAUAUCGUUGUCGCAAGAUUUUAUUUUUUAUAGGAUAUUCGUACUUUUGUUCGACAGCGUAGAGAUAUACGCCGUGCGAAUAUUUUCUCAUGUAGAAUUAGCUCGGGAACAAUCUUCUACGUAGGAAAGGACACAUUAUGCUUUUUAUUCUUACAAUUCUUACCGUCUUUAUAUUUGUAUAAAAAGAAAGGAAUAGAAAGGAGCACGACAGAGAAACGCGUGCCACGACUCGAAUUAGGGCUUUGGUUUCGUGUAAGGAUUCUCGUGUAACUUAUUGCUUUGUAAAAUGCAAAUCUCCUAUUUAAUUA